Messenger RNA from Baudoinia panamericana UAMH 10762, 2799 nucleotides. RefSeq lists its product as uncharacterized. NCBI's taxonomy places the organism in Eukaryota, Fungi, Ascomycota, Dothideomycetes, Mycosphaerellales, Teratosphaeriaceae. The record is from RefSeq and is a predicted model, not a curated record. The transcript has 3 exons. Bases 1 to 2799 code for a protein of 932 amino acids.
AUGGACAGGCUUCUAUACCCGGACGACUUGGUUGCAAAGCGGACUGACGAAACCAAGCUCGGCAUCGUUGAACGGACACAUUCCGACGUCGAUUCUCACAGCCCACACCCACAGCGUGGCGAAGAAUUCCGUAUAAAGCGUGAUCGAGACAUAAGUGGGCGUACUUUUCGGAAGUUUCUUAAGGACGGAGUGCCACCAAAGGGUACAGUCCUGGUACGGUGGCAUGAUGAUCAGAGAGUUAAGCUGGUGCUCUCGCAGAAACUCAAGCUGCUAGAACGCGUGCUACUGAUUGGGGAUGUCGUCAAGAAGGACGCUAAGGAUGCGAUCAGUGGCGUUGUCCUCAAUACGUUCACUCGCUGCAGCUUCUUCCCCUCAGACAUUCCUGAUGACAGCUGGAAGCGUCCGUCUACGGGAGUGCCUCCGCCUCUACUUGAGAUACCCGCUUCAGAGCUGAGAUCUUCCGAGACAAUUGUGGAAGAAGACAUCAUCGUCUACGAGGACUGGAUUGGCUCUGUUGCCAGCAUACUUUCCCAAGUCACGCUCAGGCUCGCGGACAACUGCGUGGUAGAGAUUAGUGACGAGCUCAUAGAGCACCCAGACGAGUCUGCUCUCGGUACUUUUGUUACAGGCGACGUUGUCGAGGCGAAGAAGGGUGAUCUGCGCGCUCGUGGACGCUGGAUCUUUGGCUCAUAUAGCCCCAAUACACCACCGAUCGGUACCGUGGUUGCUACGAGGCCUACAGGCGUGGAAGUCGAUUGGCUUCAGAGAAGGAUCGGAAGUACCCAAGGCGCUGAGCCGUCGAGUGUACUUGAGCGUCAUGAGCUCGAGUCACCGUCUUUCCGGGUGUAUGAACGUGCGCGACCUGGCCCCAGACCACCCGUUGGGCUGUCGCAUACAACCACUGUAUCGCAGUCCGACAUUGACGUCCAGCUGGGGAUGCGGGUGCGGUUCAGGGACCUUAGUGGUGCAUGUGUCAAGUACGACGGCUCGAGAGCGAACGGUAAGCUAUCCCGCAUCGACCGAAGUACCACGCUAGGCUAUGACCUGAAUGUCUUCGAUGUUACAAGUUUUGAGACAGACGUCACCGUUCAGUGGCAGGACCUCAGCAUAACAAAGGAGCGAAGUAUCGAUCUGGUGCCUGACCAGUCUAUUGACGACGAACACUCCGCCUGGCCUGGUGAGGUCGCGCAUACACUCGAUCUCCAAGAUGUACCAAACUUGCCAGGUGUCAGGCAGCCAAGUAAGGUGGGCGUCGUGCAAAGCGUGAACGCCACAGAUCGCAUGGCGCGCAUUAAGUGGUGUCUAGACGCUACGCUUCAAUACGCGACGAACCUUGACGAAGAUACUGGUUCCCGGCAGUUAAUUACGGGUGUUGUGGGCGAAGCGAACGGUGAUGAAGAGGAGCUAAGCCUGUACGACGUCGAAGCGCCUGCAGCAAUGAACGUCCGGCGCGGAGACAUUGUACUGAUUGCGAACAAGCGCUGGCAAGAUACAGUCCAAGCGCGCCCGAACGAUCUCGACUGGCUUGGCGAAAUCGUGGAUACGCAUCUUGACGGCACGCUCAGGAUACGGCUUGGCGCUGCAGACGAAGUUCAAGACGUCUGUCUGCGUCGAGAAGAUGUCGUGGUGGCGAUACGGUCUGACGACACAGAUGUGGAUAGCUGGGACGAUGAUCUUGAGGAUGACGAUGACGACGAUGACGAAGAUGAUGAAGAUGAUGAGGAAGAGCAGGGUGACGAGGAGCCUGGGGCCGUCUACGAAGAUGAGGAUGGUACGUUGCUCGACGCGGAGGAGGUCCAAGGUGGGGAUUGGGAGUCGGCUGUAGAAGACGAAGAUGAGGACGAGACUAUGCCCGAUGCUCCGCCUCAGCAGACACCGCCUACAUCUACCUCACCAACGCCGCCCGACAACCACAACGCCCGCGGUGAGAAGGAUGAGCCAUCCAGCGGCAAAUCUACGGAGCCGCCACCAUACGAAAUCCUUGACGAAGCACCACCGAGCAGUCAUCAUUACGCUUCUGAGCCCACCACGAACAACGCAACGCAUAUGAAGCGCGUGCAAAAGGAACACCGCAUCCUCCAAACGCCGUCCACAAUUCCGCAAGGCGUGUUCAUUCGAACCUGGGAGUCGCGCCUUGACCUCCUUCGUGUCCUCUUCAUCGGACCUACAGAUACACCUUACGCUGACGCCCCUUUCAUGGUCGACUUCUACCUUUCCGACAAGUUCUCUAACAAGCCUCCGGAGGCUUACUUCCACUCGUGGCCUGGCGACAGUGCGCUCGGUGGUAUUGGACAAGGCCGUGUUAACCCCAACCUGUACGAGGAUGGCAAGAUAUGCCUCAGCCUACUUGGCACGUGGGACGGAGAGAAGGGCGAAAGCUGGAAUGCAAACGGAAGCACAUUACUGCAAGUCGUUGUGAGCAUACUAGGCCUCGUGCUAGUGAGAGAGCCCUACUUCAACGAAGCUGGAUACGAACCGCUGCAGGGCUUGGAGAGCAGUCAACGGCCAUCAGCAUUGUACAACGAGAGGACGUUCCUGAGAAGUCGAACAUUUGUCGUCAGUGCUUUGAGAAAGCUCGAAGACAAUGGCACCGGCCUAGAGGGUGUGGCUGAUGUAGUAGCGUGGAAUUACAAGGCGGCUGAAGGCCCGCGAUUGAUCGACAGAGUAGUGAGCGCCACGGAGGACAUUCUCAAGAAGAGUGAAAGUGCCGAUGCGGAAUUAGACGGCAUGACAAUCAUGUCGAAAGGAGCAUGCAUACCAUUGCGCCGGGUGCUAGAGCGGCUGCGGAACCUUCAAUAG